GUCACAUAUUUGCAUGCCCAUACCUUUUCCAUAACACAUAUUCUUUUUUGUCAAACAAUAUGGGUCUCUCUUGUAUUAAGUAUUUUUCCCUUGUUCUUUAUGUAUCAAUUGAUUGAUUUUAAUCAAGUCCACUAAAUGACACUGCUUAUUCCAACUCCUUAGCAAGAGUAGUUUUUUCCUUUAUAAUUCAUGAGAUUAUGCUAUUAGGAAGCAUGGAUAAAGAACCAAUAUCAGAAGUAUGUUGAAAACACGGGAAAUCGAAGCCCAACUGAGUCCAUGAUACUCAUGUCAACUAGAUGUGACGUGAGAGAGGCUUUGUCCUACUCGUGCCUUGGUGGGGUGGUAGAAACUUAUGGAUGACAGAUGACUAAAUCCUUUCAUCAAUUCCUACGCGUGUUUGAGUUACUAUGCCGUUCGCCCCCUCCUCCACAUUUUUUUGCGUAGCAGAAAGGCAAUGUUCGUCAUGAGAUGACAUAAUUGCCCAUAGAUUCACUAAUCAAUAACAGCCUUAAAAAACCUAGCUUUGAAGAUGUAAUGGUUGAGCCUUCCUACAUUGUGCUCUAGUGAUGGUAAACACUCAUUCACCCAACUACAUUUGCCAAUCUAUAAAAACCCACCUCUCUUCUUCUCCAUUUCCAACCAUUCCAUUACAUCACCUCUCCUCUCUCUUUCUGUCCAUUUGUCAAAUACUACAAGUAGAUCAUGGGUGUUGUCACAGUCACUGAAGAUAUCUCCAGCCCAAUCCCAGCAGCAAGGCUCUUCAAGGCUCUGAUCCUCGAUGCCGACAACCUAAUGCCCAAAAUUGCCCCCCAAGCCAUUAAAAACAUCGAAACAAUCGAAGGAGAUGGAGGCCCUGGCAGCAUCAAGCAAAUGAACUUUGCGGAAGGAAGUCAUUUCAAAUACGUGAAGCACAAGAUCGAUGCAUUGGACAAGGAAAAGUUGACUUACGCAUAUACGUUGAUUGAAGGCGAUGCUUUGAUGGAUAAGCUUGAGUCCAUUUCUUAUGAGGUGAAGCUCGAGCCAUCUCCCAAUGGUGGGUGCAUUGGUAAGAACAUUAGCACGUACCAUACCAAACCAGGCGUUGAGAUCAAAGAGGAGGAAAUCAAGGCCGGGAAAGCGCAGGCGUCGGGCAUUUUCAAGGCCGUGGAAGCUUAUCUCAUAGCGAACCCCGACACCUAUGUUUGAUUCGAUCGAUUGCAGAUUUUUCUGCUAUAUGGAGGCAAAUUAUUUCCUACUCUUUUGUUUCGUGUUACUAAAUGUGGCUCAAGUGUGUCAGCUUGCUGGCGAAAUGCAACACUUUUGGCUUGAUAAAUAAAUGUAUUUGGGUAAUAAUCUAGAGAGUUGUGUGUAAUGUUUGGCUGUAAUAAAAAGCCGUUUGGAUCUUAUGAAAUAUGCCUCAAAUGAA
Molecule: messenger RNA, 1405 nt
Organism: Rhododendron vialii
Lineage: Eukaryota; Viridiplantae; Streptophyta; Magnoliopsida; Ericales; Ericaceae
Product: major allergen Pru av 1-like
Exons: 2
Coding region: 703-1185 (160 amino acids)
Biological process (GO): defense response; abscisic acid-activated signaling pathway
Cellular component (GO): nucleus; cytoplasm
Molecular function (GO): abscisic acid binding; protein phosphatase inhibitor activity; signaling receptor activity
Source: RefSeq, a predicted model, not a curated record